AAGAUGAGGCCUGUCUUGUCAUUGCUGGUGCUGCUGUUCUCCAUGUGUGGGGCUCAGACUCGGAGAACCCAGACUGAAGUCCAGACUGAGAGCCAGAGCACUGGGUCUGCUGCUGCUGCUGCUGCGGCUGCUGCUGAAGUCUCUACUACCCAAGUGGACAUCUAUGUUGAGCUGAAGGAACUCAGAGACAUGGUGAUGGAUCUGAGGGCGAUAGUGAGACACAAUCAAGAUGACAUAAAGGUAUUGGAGGCUGUAAACGUGGCAGUGAAAGAGAGGCUAGCGGCCAGUGAGACAGAGGUGGGCAAUCUGAAGAAGGAAACUGCUGCACAAGAGGCAGAGCUGGCAUCAGUGAAAUGCAAACUGGCUGCCACCGAGGAGGAAAAUGCAGCACAACAGGCAGAGCUGACAGAGGUGAAGACCAGAUUGGCAACCGCUGAGACUGAAGUAGGGAAUCUGGAGAAAGAGAUCAAAGCAGCACCCAAGGUGGCAUUCUCAGCAAGUCUUGGUAACUCCGGAUACAUAACCUCUGGGACUAAGGACCUGAACGUGGUUUUCAGUGAAGUCAUCACAAAUGUUGGUCAGGCUUACAAUAGUGUGUCUGGUUUCUUCACAGCUCCAGUUAGUGGUGUCUACUACUUCAGGUUCACUGUUUCAGAUAUUCUACCCACACAAUACAUGCACAUCCAGAUGCAUAAGAAUGGACAGGGACUGAUGUAUCUGGCGGAAUAUAACAAUGAUAGUCAACGCUCAUACCUGUCCAGUGGUCUGACUCUGCAGCUGGAGAAGGGCGAUGCCGUUAACCUUGUGCUCCCAGCAGGCAAUAGACUCCAUGACUCCAAAGGGAGUAACCACAACACCUUCAGCGGGUUCCUGCUCUACCCUCUCUGAACGAGACACCCAGAGGCUGAAACAAGUGUGAGUCAAUGUCACUCCUUUAGUGUUUCCUCCAGCCUCCAACCUGGCUCGGCAACGCAUUGAUUUCUCCACAGGAGAAAGGGCGACACUGAAGUACAAGGCUAGAGGAAUUAACUGGAGGGCUGAUAUUGACUUGCACUCAUACUCUCUCUACCGACUGCAACAGUGUCAGCUCACAGUCUGUAGUGUUCUCCAAUAAUAGAUCAUUUGUUCUCAAUUAGUUGGUGACUGACGAAUAUGCAUGACUGUUAUG
Messenger RNA from Engraulis encrasicolus (European anchovy), 1168 nucleotides. RefSeq lists its product as uncharacterized. The coding region runs from base 4 to 888 and encodes 294 amino acids. Gene Ontology annotation, molecular function: protein binding. The transcript has a single exon. The record is from RefSeq and is a predicted model, not a curated record. Lineage: Eukaryota; Metazoa; Chordata; Actinopteri; Clupeiformes; Engraulidae.